Molecule: messenger RNA, 1051 nt
Organism: Elaeis guineensis (African oil palm)
Lineage: Eukaryota; Viridiplantae; Streptophyta; Magnoliopsida; Arecales; Arecaceae
Source: RefSeq, a predicted model, not a curated record
CCCUCUCCCCGUCUCGCUAUAAAUCUCCUUUCUAGGGUUUCUCUUUCGCUGCUUCUCCUCUCUCGUCCUCCUCUUUCUUUUGCUUCGAGAUCCGAGAGAGCACCAUUAUCGAGGCAUGUCUUAAGGGAUCUCCGACCCUUUUUUAGGGAUCUAAUCUGCGUUCGACUUGCGUUUAUGGCUUCAUCCAAUGAGAACUCAAAUAAUUCUUCUGGGUCGCACCAGCUGCAUGUACCUCUCGAUGAAAGAAUUCUUUUUUCCAUGUCCAGGAGGUCGGUUGCAGCACAUCCUUGGCAUGACCUUGAGAUAGGACCUGGUGCGCCUAUUAUUUUCAACUGUGUGGUCGAAAUAGGAAAGGGAAGUAAGGUGAAAUAUGAACUCGACAAAAGUACUGGGUUGAUAAAGGUGGACAGCAUACUCUACUCAUCUGUGGUUUACCCUCACAACUAUGGUUUCAUCCCACGUACUCUCUGUGAAGACAAUGUUCCAAUGGAUGUGUUGAUCCUCAUGCAGGAACCUGUUCUUCCAGGGUCUUUUUUGUGGGCGAAGGCCAUUGGUCUCAUGCCAAUGAUUGAUCAGGUGAAACAGGUAGAAGGUUCUACUGCAGUCUAUAUUGUUGAAAACAGGGGGAGGAUGAUGAUAAAAUCAUUGCUGUGUGUGCGAAUGAUCCAGAAUAUCGGCAUUACAAUGAUAUCAAGGAGCUCCCACCACAUCGCAUAGCUGAAAUCAGGCGCUUUUUUGAAGACUAUAAGAAAAAUGAAAACAAGGAAGUCGCAGUUGAUGAAUUCCUGCCUUCCACUACUGCAUAUAGUGCGAUACAACAUUCCAUGGAUCUCUAUGCAUCGUACGUUGUGGAGAGCUUGAGGAGGUAGGAUCUUUUACAAGGAUGAGCGAACCUGAGGAUCGUUCGAAGCUUUUGUAUUGUAUCUUGUAUUUUAAAAAAUGCCUGAUCCAAUUGUUGAUCAAUCUGUAAAGCCUAUCUGAAUGGCCAUCGAUGCCACUGGAAUCAAGGCUAAAACUGUCAAUAUAUAGAAAAGCUAAUCCAAUCUUUACU